This is a messenger RNA of Metschnikowia bicuspidata var. bicuspidata NRRL YB-4993, 1704 nucleotides long. It is a transcript of the gene HSP60, whose product is annotated as chaperone ATPase. Gene Ontology annotation, biological process: protein import into mitochondrial intermembrane space; protein refolding; mitochondrial unfolded protein response. The transcript has a single exon. Lineage: Eukaryota; Fungi; Ascomycota; Pichiomycetes; Serinales; Metschnikowiaceae. The coding region runs from base 1 to 1704 and encodes 567 amino acids. Gene Ontology annotation, cellular component: mitochondrial inner membrane; mitochondrial matrix. Gene Ontology annotation, molecular function: protein-folding chaperone binding; ATP-dependent protein folding chaperone; ATP binding. The record is from RefSeq and is a predicted model, not a curated record.
AUGUUGAGAGCACGUGCAUCCACCGCCAAGACUCUUGUCCGCCACUACUCCCACAAGGAGCUCAAGUUUGGCGUCGAGGGCAGAGCCGCCCUUUUGAAAGGUGUCAACACCUUGGCCGACGCAGUGUCUGUGACCUUGGGGCCAAAGGGCAGAAACGUGCUUAUUGAGCAGCAGUUCGGCUCGCCAAAGAUCACCAAGGAUGGUGUCACCGUUGCCAAGUCCAUCACCUUGAAGGACAAGUUCGAGGACAUGGGAGCCAAAUUGUUGCAGGAGGUCGCCUCGAAGACCAACGAGUCUGCCGGAGAUGGUACCACGUCUGCCACUGUUUUGGGCAGAUCCAUUUUCACGGAGUCCGUGAAGAACGUGGCUGCUGGAUGCAACCCUAUGGACUUGAGACGUGGUACCCAGGCCGCCGUCGAGGCAGUUGUUGAGUUCUUGCAGCAGAACAAGAAGGAGAUCACCACCAGCGAGGAGAUCGCGCAAGUCGCCACCAUUUCUGCCAACGGCGACACGCACAUUGGAAGCUUGUUGGCCUCCGCCAUGGAGAAGGUCGGCAAGGAGGGUGUGAUCACCGUCAAGGAGGGCAAGACUUUGGAGGACGAGUUGGAGGUCACCGAGGGUAUGAAGUUUGACCGUGGAUUCAUCUCGCCAUACUUCAUCACCAACACCAAGAACGGUAAGGUGGAGUUCGAGAACCCUUUGAUCUUGUUGUCCGAGAAGAAGAUCUCGUCCAUCCAGGACAUCUUGCCAUCGUUGGAGGUGUCUAACCAGACGAGAAGACCCUUGUUGAUUUUGGCCGAGGACAUCGAGGGCGAGGCUCUCGCCGCCUGUAUCUUGAACAAGUUGAGAGGCCAAGUCCAGGUCUGUGCUGUGAAGGCUCCUGGUUUCGGAGACAACAGAAAGAACACUUUGGGUGACAUUGCCAUUCUCUCCGGUGGUACCGUUUUCACCGAGGAGUUGGACCUCAAGCCCGAGGCUGCCACCAUCGAGCAGUUGGGCUCUGCUGGCUCCAUUACCAUCACCAAGGAGAACACCGUGAUCUUGAACGGUGAGGGCUCCAAGGACAACAUCCAAGCUAGAUGCGAGCAGAUCAGACAGGCCAACGAUGACAUCGCCACCACUGAGUACGAGAGAGAGAAGUUGCAGGAAAGAUUGGCCAAGUUGUCUGGUGGUGUCGCCGUGGUGAAGGUGGGCGGUUCCUCCGAGAUCGAGGUUGGCGAGAAGAAGGACAGAUACGACGAUGCGCUCAACGCCACCAGAGCUGCUGUUGAAGAGGGUAUCUUGCCAGGUGGAGGUACUGCAUUGAUCAAGGCGUCCAGAAUUUUGGACGAGGUCAAGAGCAAGGCCGAGAACUUCGACCAGAAGUUGGGUGUGGAGAUCAUCAGAUCCGCCAUCACCAAGCCCGCCAGAAGAAUCAUCGAGAACGCCGGUGAGGAGGGUGCUGUCAUUGUGGGCAAGGUCUACGACGAGGCUGAGUUCAACAAGGGUUACGACUCGUCCAAGGGCGAGUUCACCGACAUGAUCGCUGCCGGAAUUAUCGACCCAUUCAAGGUCGUCAAGAACGGUUUGGUUGACGCCGCGGGUGUUGCCUCGUUGUUGGCCACCACCGAGUGUGCUAUUGUCGAUGCUCCAGAACCAAAGGGCGCUGCGCCACCAGCCGGCGGCAUGGGCGGCAUGGGUGGUAUGCCAGGCAUGGGCUUCUAA